CAGCUGGGACAGUCUGCCCAGCACUCACCAUGGCUCGCUGGCACAUCCUGGGCUUGGCCCUGUGCUCCUACCUCGGGGUAGCCUGGGCUGCGACCCUGGGUGUGGUGCUCACCGAGGGAGGAUUUGUGAAAGGUGAGAAUAAGAAACUGGGACUCUUUGGGGGCUACGUCGACAUCUUCAGAGGGAUUCCCUUUGCUGCCCCGACAAAGACUCUGCAAGACCCUGAACCUCAUCCUGGCUGGGAUGGAACACUGGAAACAAAAGAAUUCAAACCACGCUGCCUGCAGAUGAAGCUGACACAAACUGAUGUCCGUGGGAGUGAGGAUUGUCUCUACCUGAACAUCUGGAUCCCUCAAGGGAGGAAGCAGAUCUCUACCAAGCUGCCUGUGAUGGUUUAUAUUUACGGCGGCGCUUUCCUGGUCGGAGGCAGCCAGGGAGCCAAUUUCCUGGACAACUACCUGUAUGAUGGGGAGGAGAUCGCCGUGCGGGGCAACGUCAUCGUGGUGACCGUCAAUUACCGCCUGGGGCCGCUGGGCUUCCUGAGCACCGGCGAUGAAAACAUGCCAGGGAACUACGGGCUCAAGGACCAGCACAUGGCCAUUGCCUGGGUGAAGAGGAACAUCAAAGCUUUUGGCGGUGACCCAGACAACAUCACCAUCUUUGGGGAAUCGGCCGGUGCCACCAGUGUCUCCCUGCAGGUGAACGAUCCUUCCAGAGAGAGGAGCCCCUUGGUGUACAAAUUGGUCAAAGGCCUCACCGUGGACAGGGGCGAGGCUGGAGCCAACGCCACCUACAACAUCUACACACAGAGCUGGGGUGACAAACCCACGCAGGAGGUGGUGAAGAAGACAGUGGUGGAGCUGAUGACUGACUACAUCUUCCUGAUCCCCACACAGAAGGCACUGGACCUGCACGUGCAGAAUGCCAAGAGUGGCAAGACCUACAGCUACGUGUUCUCCCAGCCGUCCCGCAUGCCCGUGUACCCCAGCUGGGUCGGGGCAGACCACGCUGAUGAUCUGCAGUACGUGUUUGGGAAGCCCUUUGCCACCCCCUUGGGCUACAAGACCAAGCACAGGACUGUCUCAAAGGCCAUGAUUGCUUACUGGACCAAUUUUGCCAGCACUGGUGAUCCCAACAAAGGCAAUUCAGAAGUGCCCGUUUCCUGGCCAGCCUACACCAGCGAGGGCAAAUACUACCUGGAUAUCAACAACAAGAUGAGCAAGAGCUCUGUGAAGCAGGACCUGAGGUCUGAGUAUGUGAAUUUCUGGAACUCGGUCUAUCUGCAGAUGCCACAGGUUGCCAACAUCUCCCAGGCGGAGUUACUGUUCUGAAACU
This is a messenger RNA of Sturnus vulgaris (Common starling), 1335 nucleotides long. NCBI's taxonomy places the organism in Eukaryota, Metazoa, Chordata, Aves, Passeriformes, Sturnidae. The record is from RefSeq and is a predicted model, not a curated record.